AUGGGGUCCAAUCACCACAACCCUCCUGCAACCUGCCGCUCGUGGCAAGACGUGAACGAGCAGAUGCGGCAAUGGUACGACUCGGCCGAGUCUGUCGCAUUUGCCUACAUUGAAGCGCCCACCGCAUCGGGCAAGAGCACCAGACUGGUCAACGACCUUGGACGAAUUGCGGCAAUAUCGGCCAACAAGACGACUCGGGCUCUUUACAGUACCUCGACAGUUUCGAAAAUGGCCCGAAUUCAGCAGUGGCACGCACGGCAGCGCAACGACGCGGACAACGAUCCAAAGAUUGAGAUAGUGGCGGAUCCCACGGAAAUGGUUGGAAAAGUCGUGCCAGACGAGGCGGCAUGUCAGCUUGUCAUCUUCGACUUGGACGAGGACUGGGGCAUGGAGUUCACUGUUGCCAUGCUGAGGUUGGCAUCGGUGCUUCCGACUAAAGGCAUGUUACGGAUUGUGUGGCUGGCAUCUGUAGCUUUCAGCGAUGAGCUCAAACGUGCAAUGCGACUAUUCAACGAAUACAACGGCUCGGCCAUCACCACGCUCCAGCUUGUGUAUGCGACUCGCAAGUUCAGCCUGGAAACAAUCAAAUGGGAAUCGUACGAGGGGGAGGAAUGGACGGACGAGUCGACGAGGCAGCUUACAACGAAGGUGAUUGCAGACCACAUGCUGCAGCUCCGUAGCGCAGCGGACUACCAGAGCGAAGUUGUAUUGUUCGGGUCCGACGAAGGAAACGUCAACGACAUGAAGCGCGCCAUUGAUGCGAGAAUUCAUUCCCACGAUACUGAAAACACAAUCAUCUGGGACGAGCAGUAUCUGCAGUCUGUUCUGCACCGGACAUCACCACCGGGCAGCGUACACAAGGCCCAGGCGGCAUGCGCGUUUGCACACGAUGCAAGGAACGUCACCGUCCAUGCCUUGCUUUCGCCACGGGCGAUCCUGAACCAGAAGCCACGCCGCAGAUUCGAGGAGGAACACCUGGCCUCCUUUCUCUUAGUCGCACUCUCAACGGAAGGAAUGACCUUGCAAAGGGCGCAACGCGCCUUCGCUUCCAAUGGCCGAAUCUGGAACCCGGCAAUCAAGAGACUCCAGAUAUUGGGGUACCUGCACGAGACGGUUGACAGUCCCGUCAAUUACAGAGUAGAUGCCAGCGCCAGCACUGCCACUGUCGGUCUGAUACAUUUGACAGGAUGGCAUCUCUCGGCAGCCCACUUCUUGUCUUCCAUCACCGGACUUGUGCCCGCCAACGCGCGAUUGGUAAUGUGCGAAAUGGCCGCCAUGAAUCAGGCGUUCCACCAAGGCGAUGCUUUGUUUUCUUAUGACUUGGAAAGGCACAAAGAUGAAGUGCUACGCGGCGAGCCCAUCGAGGAAGAAAUGGUUGGGCUACGAGACGAAGUGGAUCACACGUUCCAGACACUCUUUCCGCGGGGGGCCUUUUGGGCUGCGGUCAGCUUGUACCGCGCGGCCAAGACGGCCAUGGAGAAGGAGCCAGCACCUGUCUGGAUGUCCAGAGACAAGAGAAUAAGCAUCUCUGAGCGCGCAGUACAGCUGGUGGCUCUGCGGAGCAACGUGAUGCUCCGUGGGGUGAACGCCCGGCUCGGGUCAUCAAGCGGACUUGCAGAUGAGGAAUUGAGGCCACGUGACAUGUUUUUCAUCGACAGGCAGUUCUUUCGUGCCUGGGUACACCGCUUGGUCCUGGUCAACAACCUGAUCAACGACCUGGGCGAGCUCGACAACGAUCCAGACAUGUGCCUAGCUUGGUCGAGCCACUCCAUGUCUCUGGUCCCAGGGGAGCCUCAAGGAUUGUUCCUCUUCGACGCUACGCGUCAGGCUGAAGGCGGGCUGUUUUGUCUCAUUGGAAAUUGCCUCGUGAGGUCCAAAGGACAGACCAGUCUCUGCAUGCCGAGGGCCUUCAAUCUCCCAACAACCAGACCGUGGCUCGAGCACAUGAAUCUCACAAUCGACACUCUGUCUGUCGGCUAG
Messenger RNA from Colletotrichum paranaense, 1980 nucleotides. RefSeq lists its product as uncharacterized. The transcript is spliced from 2 exons. NCBI's taxonomy places the organism in Eukaryota, Fungi, Ascomycota, Sordariomycetes, Glomerellales, Glomerellaceae. The record is from RefSeq and is a predicted model, not a curated record. Bases 1 to 1980 code for a protein of 659 amino acids.